Messenger RNA from Sinocyclocheilus rhinocerous, 1098 nucleotides. RefSeq names its product retinol-binding protein 4-A-like. Lineage: Eukaryota; Metazoa; Chordata; Actinopteri; Cypriniformes; Cyprinidae. The transcript is spliced from 6 exons. Bases 113 to 691 code for a protein of 192 amino acids. The record is from RefSeq and is a predicted model, not a curated record. Gene Ontology annotation, molecular function: retinol transmembrane transporter activity; retinol binding. Gene Ontology annotation, biological process: retinol transport.
UAUGAAAUACCCCCAGAAGCGCGUCCCUGUAUAAAAACACCUCGCAGGAAUCCAGCUGCAUCACUACAGAUACAUUUCAGAUACUGUGAUCAAGCUCAAGCACAGAAGCAGCAUGCUCAGGCUUUGCAUAGCUCUCUGUGUCCUGGCGACAUGCUGGGCACAGGACUGUCUGGUGAGCAACAUCACCGUCAAACAGGACUUUGACAGGAUGAGGUAUCAAGGAACAUGGUAUGCCGUGGCCAAGAAAGACCCCGUUGGGCUUUUCCUUCUUGAUAAUAUUGUCGCCAAUUUCAAAGUGGAGGAGGAUGGAACCAUGACAGCCACCGCCCUUGGAAGAGUCAUAAUUCUCAACAAUUGGGAGAUGUGCGCCAACAUGUUUGGCACUUUUGAAGAUACAGAAGACCCUGCUAAGUUUAAGAUGAAAUACUGGGGAGCCGCAGCAUAUCUCCAGACUGGAUAUGAUGACCACUGGAUCAUUGACACCGACUAUGAUAACUAUGCCAUCCACUACUCCUGCAGAGAGCUUGAUGUGGAUGGAACCUGCUUGGACGGUUAUUCCUUCAUCUUCUCCCGAUAUCCUGAUGGCCUGAGGCCUGAAGACCAGAGGAAUGUGACGGAGAAGAAACAGGACAUCUGCUUCCUAGGCAAAUACAGACGCGUUGCACACACUGGUUUCUGUGACACUGCCUAAACGACCACUACACAAAGAGCGUCGGAGGAUGUAAUCUGACAUGUUUUAUAUUUUGAACAAAUAUGUAAAUACAGUAAGCAUGAUACUUAAUAAAAGAGAAUGCACAAUUUUGCACAAAGCAAAAGGAAAAAUGUUUAAUAACAGUAAGUUGCAGGAUGUAACUGUCUUUUUUUUCCAAAUAAACUUGGGGGGGGGGAAAGUAUAAUUACUGAAUUCAGUGAUUGAUGCUAGUAAACUCACUGUCACGAAGGUUUUAUCAAAGGUUUGUUUGAACUCGUAUGAACUAACAAUACAAACAGAGCUGGUAAAUUAAUGCUUUUUGUUGACAGCUCUACUAACAAACACGUUGUGCAACUUGGACCAUGAUACAGAGUAACUGCUGUCAGCACACAGAUUAUAUAUCAGUC